UCGCCGAGCUUUCAGUCAGAGAAGCCAGCUGUCACUCAUCGAUAUCGGCGUUCAGCUAACGUCAGACUGCAUGUGGCAAACGGCGAAGGCUCCGGUCCCGAUAAAUACGAGACAAGGACACCGCUGGAUGGAGGUGGACCUCCAGUGAUCAACAGAUCAGCAACUCCUCCUGUUCACUCCUCCUGUGAGGAAUAAGAUGAGGGACCCGAAAGGCAACGCCGGAGCCAAAUGGCACAUGUGAGCCGCUGACGUAUUUAUUAGCAAAAUUUCGAGCCGGUCAUAGAGAUAUGGACAAACGAGCUGUGAAGAUUUGGUUUUAAUCAGCUGAUACAGCUGUUACUGGCGCUGGCGUGGGUUCGGUCCUUGGCAAAAUGACCAGACUAUUGUUUAGCAUCGCUGUAAUGGAAUGGGCCCGCAGGAAUUUUGGCACCGGUUUUACGCAGCAGACCACAUAGUUGAAUCGACGUAGCUCGACCGAAGACUGAAUAGCGUGGCUGAUAUGGACAAAGACUGCUUGCACAUCUCGUAGUGAUGCUAUGAGAUACAAUUAAAACACAAUAGUAAAACAUCCUGCUGGUUCCUCCCGAGAACUGGAGCAGAUAAUCAACGGCGGGAUUCAAGUUUGGACCUCACCAAGUCCAAAACGACCUUCCCCUCCCAAAAAAAGGACCAUCUUAUAUCUUUAAGCAUCCUCACAGACUCGCACAGCGUUCUUUCCUUCAGAAUGUAUGAUGUGGAGCCAGUACAGUAAGAGAGUCUGUGAACAGGUGAGAGAGGGACACUGUCUGCCCCACUGUCCAGCGACACCAUGAGCUGGAGCUUCCUCACGCGGCUGCUGGAGGAGAUCCACAACCACUCCACCUUCGUGGGGAAGCUGUGGCUCACCGUGCUCAUCGUCUUCCGCAUUGUUCUCACUGCUGUUGGGGGAGAGUCCAUCUACUACGACGAACAGAGCAAGUUUGUCUGUAACUCAGGCCAGCCAGGCUGUGAGAAUGUUUGCUAUGACGCCUUUGCCCCUUUGUCUCACGUCCGCUUCUGGGUCUUCCAGAUCAUCUUGGUGGCAAUGCCUUCUCUCAUGUACAUGGGCUAUGCUGUCAACAAGAUUGCACGAUUAGAUGAAGCCAAAGGAGGCUCUGGAUCUGCUGCUGUUAGGACAGGAGGAGGCGGCUACACACACAGAAAGCCUAGGAAAAUGUGCUUUGGAGCAAGACAGCACCGAGGCGUGGAGGAGACUGAGGAAGACCAGGAGGAUGAUCCCAUGAUCUAUGAGGUGCCAGAGAUUGAGCCCCCAAAAAGGCCACGGGACCCACUGCAGCCCACACCCAGACCCAAAAUCCGACACGAUGGGCGUCAGCGUAUCCGAGAUGAAGGGCUAAUGCGGGUCUAUGUUUUGCAGUUGGUGACUCGUACAGUAUUGGAAGCAGGUUUCCUCACAGGCCAGUAUUUGCUGUAUGGUUUCCGUGUGACACCCAUAUUUGUGUGCUCAGGGAAACCUUGUCCCCACAGUGUUGACUGCUUUGUGUCGAGGCCUACAGAGAAAACCAUUUUCCUGCGCAUCAUGUAUGGCGUCACUGUCCUUUGCCUCACACUCAAUGUUUGGGAGAUGCUCCACUUGGGCAUUGGUUCCAUUUGUGACAUUCUUCGCCGUCGUCGUUGCCCACCUCAGGAGGAUGAGUACCAGUUGGGCCUGCUGGGUACUAACGGUGGUGUGGAGGGCUCAGUAGGGGGAGCAGGCCCUGAAGCAGGUUCUGAAGGAGGCGUGGGUGGAGAUGGUACUGCUGAUUAUGUUGGUUACCCCUUCUCAUGGAACACCCCAUCAGCUCCACCUGGUUACAACAUUGUGGUGAAGCCAGAGCAGAUGCCCUACACAGAUCUUAGCAAUGCUAAGAUGGCAUGCAAACAGAACAGGGCUAACAUUGCCCAAGAGGAGCAGCAGCAGUUUGGCAGCAAUGAGGACAAUUUCCCCACUGGAGGAGAGGCCCGUGUAGCUCUGAACAAAGACAUGAUCCAGCAAGCUCAUGAGCAACUGGAGGCAGCCAUCCAGGCCUACAGUCAGCAGCACCGGGCAGAGGAGCAGCUUGGGGACAACCAGGACGACAAGCCCCAAAGCAACAUCAUCCAGGCCCAACCUCAGCCGCAACCGCAGCCUCAGAAAGAGCGCAAGCAUAGAUUUAAGCAUGGGAAAGGGGGGAGCAGUGGAGGUGGGAGCAGCAGCAACAGUAGCAGCAGCAAAUCAGGAGAGGGCAAGCCCUCUGUAUGGAUUUAAUCCCCAAAACAGUGACAUAUAUUGAAACCAUGUAUAUAUUAGAGACUGGAUGAUGAGCUGUUGCAAUUUUUCUUGGAUAUUUAAACACCAUUAUGCCUUACAGAAUCCUGCAAGCUGGAGAAGAUGCGUAUUUGUGUACAAUGGUGUGUAAAAAAAACAAAAAAACAAAACAAAACAUGAAAAUGUGAUACUGCAGCUGACAAAUUGUUUUGUCUGGGUAAUCACUGUCUAACUUGAAACAUCACACCAACACAAUCUAUGUUAGGCUACAGUCUGUCGUUUACAUGUCUCGUUCUUCUCAAGUCCUGAAGCAGACUAUUGACCGCUGUUUUUCUUCCUGUUCGUCCUUUCAGGAAAACCCCAGGAUCAUAAUGUGUUCUCUUGCAAAAUUUAGAUGAUCACAAUGUAAAUGCAAUAAUUGAAGCACGAUUCCGUGGUGCCGCCUAAAGGAUUGGCUUUAUAAUGCAGUGAGAAGAUCACCUUCCUGAAGGCUGCGUCCUGUCACUCAUCUACCAUGUCUGCUUCAUUAACAGUGUUAUAUUGCUGUGACUUUGCAUUUGACCGUGUGUUUGUAUAUGUUUAUUGUGUAUUUUUUUUUAUAAGAGUAGGACACCAGCUGCUACACAGGAACCGAUGAGUACAGCGGGUGGAUUUUUAAUCCAGUCUACAUCUGAAAUUUUCUGUGAAAAAAUAAAUAAGAUGCAUAAGCAAUCCAGUUUUAUAGUUUAUUCUUAAAUUUCUCAUUUUCUCCCUAUGGCUUUUCAUGGCUCAGUACUUCACCGUUCCUCCAUCUGCCUUGUAUUUGGCUGCCCCCUGGUGGUAUCUUUAACGGGGCUCGAUACUGGGGAGAAGAUGCCAAUGCUACCUGCACCCAGCAACACCUUAACGAGCUGUAGUGUUCCUUUUCUAUUGACAAUACUUGUGUCACUUAUGUCUUCCCAGUGCUACAAGUCCAGUGUUAGGUGCACAAGGCUGCAAUAUUACCACAUUGUAAUGGAAAAGGUUUAAAGCCAUUACUAUAAUACAGUGAGACCAAACACUGUUUGUGUGAUGCAAGUGUCAGUGCCAAGAUUUUAUGCUAGGCUGCUAUGAAGCCUUGUUGUUUGUAGCUUUGGAAUACUGUGGCCAUGCUUCUCCACUUGUGGAAAUAUGCCUAUGUGAGACCAACCCUUUUGUAAAAAUCACUUCUCUCUCUUUUUUUUUUUUUUUUAAAUAACAGUAUGUGCAUUGCAUUUUUUCAUAUGGGAUUUAAAAUGAUAAAACUCCAAAAUGGAGUCAAUUUUUAUGUCCCAGACAGUGUUUUAUAUGAAAACACUCUGUUUUUCAAUGAAGCUUUGUUUUGGAUUUUUUUUGUAAAAUAAAAUAAAACAAGAUCUUUUAAAAAUGA
Messenger RNA from Archocentrus centrarchus (flier cichlid), 3653 nucleotides. RefSeq names its product gap junction protein gamma 1 (gene gjc1). Gene Ontology annotation, molecular function: gap junction channel activity. The transcript has 3 exons. Gene Ontology annotation, biological process: cell-cell signaling. The record is from RefSeq and is a predicted model, not a curated record. Bases 809 to 2266 code for a protein of 485 amino acids. Lineage: Eukaryota; Metazoa; Chordata; Actinopteri; Cichliformes; Cichlidae. Gene Ontology annotation, cellular component: connexin complex.